Procambarus clarkii (red swamp crayfish) is the source of this 1230-nucleotide messenger RNA. The record is from RefSeq and is a predicted model, not a curated record. NCBI's taxonomy places the organism in Eukaryota, Metazoa, Arthropoda, Malacostraca, Decapoda, Cambaridae.
AUGUAUCACAACCCUGCCAGCAACACGGCCAGCAACCCUGCCAGCAACCCUGCCAGCAACCCUGCCAGCAACACGGCCAGCAACCCUGGUAGCAACACGGCCAGCAACCCUGCCAGCAACACGGCCAGCAACCCUGGUAGCAACACGGCCAGCAACACGGCCAGCAACCCUGGUAGCAACACGGCCAGCAACCCUGGUAGCAACACGGCCAGCAACCCUGGUAGAAACACGGCCAGCAACCCUGGUAGCAAGACGGCCAGCAACCCUGGUAGCAACACGGCCAGCAAGACGGCCAGCAACCCUGGUAGCAACACGGCCAGCAACCCUGGUAGCAAGACGGCCAGCAACCCUGGUAGCAACACGGCCAGCAACACGGCCAGCAACACUGCCAGCAACCCUGGUAGCAACACGGCCAGCAACACGGCCAGCAACACGGCCAGCAACACUGCCAGCAACACGGCCAGCAACACGGCCAGCAACACGGCCAGCAACCCUGCCAGCAACACGGCCAGCAACCCUGCCAGCAACACGGCCAGCAACCCUGGUAGCAACACGGCCAGCAACCCUGGUAGCAACACGGCCAGCAACCCUGCCAGCAACACUGCCAGCAACACGGCCAGCAACACGGCCAGCAACACUGCCAGCAACACGGCCAGCAACACUGCCAGCAACACGGCCAGCAACACUGCCAGCAACACGGCCAGCAACACGGCCAGCAACACGGCCAGCAACACGGCCAGCAACACUGCCAGCAACACGGCCAGCAACACGGCCAGCAACACGGCCAGCAACCCUGGUAGCAACACGGCCAGCAACCCUGGUAGCAACACGGCCAGCAACACUGCCAGCAACCCUGGUAGCAACACGGCCAGCAACACGGCCAGCAACACGGCCAGCAACACUGCCAGCAACACGGCCAGCAACACUGCCAGCAACACGGCCAGCAACACGCCAGCAACACGACCAGCAACACUGCCAGCAACCCUGCCAGCAACACGGCCAGCAACACGGCCAGCAACACUGCCAGCAACCCUGGUAGCAACACGGCCAGCAACCCUGGUAGCAACACGGCCAGCAACACGGCCAGCAACACUGCCAGCAACCCUGCCAGCAACACGGCCAGCAACCCUGGUAGCAACACGGCCAGCAACCCUGGUAGCAACACGGCCAGCAACACGCCAGCAACACGGCCAGCAACACAAGCCGGCCUCGGAUGAAAGAAGGUUGUGA